Molecule: messenger RNA, 1428 nt
Organism: Olea europaea var. sylvestris
Lineage: Eukaryota; Viridiplantae; Streptophyta; Magnoliopsida; Lamiales; Oleaceae
Product: transcription factor TCP3-like
Exons: 2
Coding region: 331-1236 (301 amino acids)
Biological process (GO): regulation of secondary shoot formation
Cellular component (GO): nucleus
Molecular function (GO): DNA-binding transcription factor activity; sequence-specific DNA binding
Source: RefSeq, a predicted model, not a curated record
AUGCUGGCACACUUAGGAAUCUAUACAGUCAAAAUAUGUUUGGCGCGCAAUAUUAGAUAAAAUCGAACAAUUUGAGGCAAGAGAUUUUAACUUUUUUCCGUUCUCCAUAAACAGUGAAUGCUUUUUGCAUUUGGUACUGUUAGAAACAGUCUGUAGGCUUCUGAUUCUGACCUGCAUUAGAGGGCCCAAUAUCGCACAUUCUUGUUCUGUACCUACACAAAGAACUAACUAAAGCCGCUCCACUCGCUAAAAGGGGUAAUAAAGAAACUGCUGAAAACUGGAUUCAUAACUAGUGGAAUUUUAGCACAGAAUUAUCCAUUUGAAGAGAAAAUGCAAGAGGAUUUUCAUCAGGCAUCAUCAAAAUUGAAGCUGAAAAUAAGGAAAAGAGAGGUAAAAGAUGUCCAUGGAGGACGAAUUGUUCGACCCACUGGACGAAAGGAUAGGCACAGCAAGGUAUGCACCAAAAGGGGGCCUAAAGACAGACGUGUUAGACUGUCACCAAAUACUGCAAUUCAAUUUUAUGAUGUGCAAGAUAGGCUUGGCUAUGAUCGUCCGAGUAAGGCCCUCGAUUGGCUGAUGGAGGAGGCCAAAUCCGCCAUUGAUGCACUUGAUCAAUCAGAUAACAAUGCUGCAAUUAUCAUGCAGUCAGAUGAUCACCGAGCAGGGGAAGGAUUUCAAGAUCAUAGCCAAAGGGAUACAUUUUGUCACCAGAUGCAACCUGAUGGCAGUUUUUCGACGUCCGAAUCUGGAAUUCAGUGCCAAGAAGUCUGGAAGGAUAAUCCCAUUUAUCAUAACAACCUGAAAAGCAAAACUCAAGGCCAAAGCCUUCAUUGUUCUAGCCAAUAUCUCCCGGAUGACUCGAUUAUUAUCUCUGGUUACGAACAAGGCCUAUUCUCCAUGUCAACUCCUUCACAUUUGGAUACAGAUUCGGAAAUGGCUGCAAUCCAAAAACUGUUCACUUGGAAUCAUGAUAAUGGCCAAAAAAAUCAGUUCUCUUCUCAAAGGGAACCCCUUCAGUCCAGUGAAUGUCCUCCCAUGAAUUAUGGUCUGUCGAACACCCAAUUUUCAAGCAUCGGCCUCUCUGGUCAAGAAAUAUCAGAAAUUACUACUGCGCCAAUUGAAGUAGGGGAAAUGGAGAGUAAUUCAAUUUUUAUGAAGGCGAAGCCAUCUUGUGGUACGCCAUUUUCGCAUUUUGAAGACUUCCUGGCUAAUAGUCCUCUUCCUUAUGAUGCCUGAACUCUGGCGCCUGGACAAAUUACAAAAAGGGAAAGUCAAGCAAUGUGAGUGAUUGGGAGUUUGCAGGGAGUAUGAUUUUCUUUGUUAUGUAUAUCGUAGAGAUGAUCUCCAUUAAGUUUGCAUGUUACGGUAAUUGCGAGUUUUCUUUUAAAUUGUCGUCAUUUUUUGUAUUACCCUUUUUUUUUUUUAAUU